AUGUCUAUUUCCCUUUUACCCGUCAUCCUGGUCACCACCUCGUCCUUGAUGGUAGAUCUGCAAGUGGACAACGUCAGCUACGCUCAGAUAACUCAGCUUGUGAACGAUCAGACCUCGAACAGCAGUCUUUCAUUGACAGGCAUCAAAAUCAUACAAGGGAUAGUGUUUGGUUACGAGCCGGAAGGUAAUUCCACCACUUACACUCCCACCCCAUCCCAAGGUAUCAUCAAAAAUGUCUCAAACGCGAAUGUGACUGUCUUUACUUUCGUCCUUGACACCGCCCAAACCAAAAUAAAGGGCACCAUUCUGCUCAAAAAUGCGGACGAAUUGAUCAAUUUCACCCGCGGCGAGGAACAACAACUCGCAAAGAUUUUCAAAGAAAUCACCUAUUCAGGUAUAGAAGUCAUCAUCGCAGGCCCGUCCAUCGGCGACCUCGCUCUACACUCCCUCAAUAGCUUCGACACUGCCGUUCUCAAACAAAGUUCGACCCCCGCUGCGCAAUUAAAUUUGAGCAUGUCGGCCAGAACCAAUUCCACAGGGUGGGGAGAGUUGUACGCUUAUAUUGAGUUUCUUUCCAACGGUUUCAAUAUUACGACCUCGAAACAGCCUACUCCUCACCUCCAGUAUUACGAAUAUGCAGUCUCUCCUGACUGGCUUAUCGAUCUUGUGGAGCAACAAUGGCCAGAAGUGUUACCCGAUCGAAGCGCGAGAUGCUAUGAGGACACUGCCAUGAUGCGAUCAUUCGAGCUCAUUUCGGAUUUGGCGGGUAUCCACACCUUGGGCCGCAAAAAUUGCUUCAAUCCACAGGGUGGUUCAGUGCCUCCGGAGUAG
Molecule: messenger RNA, 831 nt
Organism: Suillus clintonianus
Lineage: Eukaryota; Fungi; Basidiomycota; Agaricomycetes; Boletales; Suillaceae
Exons: 5
Coding region: 1-831 (276 amino acids)
Molecular function (GO): ATP binding
Source: RefSeq, a predicted model, not a curated record